AUGCGGGAACGCAUUGCCAAGGGCGUUGCACACGCUUCCAAGGCCCUGGCUGACAAGUGGAACGCCGUCAACGCGGCUUUGGCCCAGCGUAUUCGCGAGGUUACGGAUGCCCGCAAUCAGCUGCAGGCCAGUCUUGGGAAGGUGAGCUCCACGUAUCCGUCGAGAUAUAAAGUGGUGAAUUGAGAGCCCAGCUCGUUGAUUGGUGGAAAGUUGUGUUUUGCGUUCCUGCACCCCCUAUUCUAAGCUUGCAUUCAACUUCAGCACAUAUGAGGGAUUCGUCUAUUAUGAUCAGAUUACUUUUGAAACAUCGAGCAAAGAUUGGAAUAGACAUUUCUAGCUGCUGAGUGACCAUUAUUCAGCCAUAUUGCAACCCCGUGCCAAUAAAACUUGAGGCUUGAAUCACAGGUACUUAUAGUUGGGCGGGAUGCUCUACCAACUGAGGCAGUGACCCACGCUGUCUCGACUGUGUUUGGACAAGGUCGACGGCAUAUGUGCGUUUUGUACCGCCUUGGAGAUCCAGAAAGUAGCAAACAAGACGGGGAUGCUGGUCUAUUGACAAUGGCCCUUUUUCAGCCAGUCGCACUCAGACAUGAAUUUUGAACGAGUGGAGGAGAAAGUUCGAGUUUCAGGUGUGUGCAUAUGAGCGAAGAAAAAGGCUGGUCGAGCACCGGAACAGUAUGUUUAUUGUUCUGAACUUUCAAACUCGUCAGAGAUAGCGACAGUUCGACCGUCGCUGCCGAUGAUGUCCACCAUGUGCUCCAAACAGUGUGAGGCAGGGAUGGUGACUUGUGCGUGAACUAGUUUAUAGUGAUAGUAGACUUGCGCAGCAUCUACCGCAACCUCCCCUCCCCCACCUGGAUCCGGUUUCAAGACAGAGUCAAGAAGACCGGAGGCGGGGGGCGCAGGGGGAUGGCACGAUCGAGCCCGCACCUUGGCGCUCCACCCCACCCCCUCUGGUCCACACAGCAAAUGACCAGGUUUUUCACCGACAACAACAAUGAAGGACGUGGCAGGAGUCCCAGUGUGCGCGACGUCUGUCGGCUGCCGGGUCUGCCACCACACCCCGAAAUUAAGACAUUUUGUUAUGGUGCGCAAAUUCGAUAACGGCUGCCAGAAUCCGAUAUGGCCCCCUUGUUGGUCCAGCGCGUCUACCAUGUGGCGCACCAUGCUUGGUGAAAAGUUGUGUUUUGCGUCCCUGCCCCCCACCCCCUUCUCAGAUUGCAUUCAAUUUGAGAGUUUCGCUCAGACCAGUUUAUGCCUAUUCGCAUUAGUGUUAUAAUUACGUAUUCCUACAAAUUUCGAGUAGAACCCCUUCAGGACAUGGGAGGGUUUCGUCUAUUACUACUAGAUUAUUUUCAGAAAUAUCAAGCAAAGAUUGGAAUAGACAUUUCGAACUGAUGAAUGGCCACCAGUCAACCUGAAGCCUAGAAAACUUGAGGCUUGGAUCAUAGCUACUCAUGGAAGGGCAGGAUGCGCUACCAACUGAUGUCGUGGCUUGCGCCUUCUCAGCUAUGGUCAGACGUAUUUAAGGUCAAGGACAAGAACAUACGUGCGUUUCGUACCGUUUUAGAGAUACAUGCGAAGGCUAACGAGUCUGAGAUGGUCGUUUCUUGAUUGCCGCCCCUCCUCAACUAACCACGCUCGGGCAUGGACGCGAGGGUUCGAGUUCCAGGUGUGCGUUCAAGUGAAGAGGAGGAGGGGGAGGAGGGGGAGGAGGAGGAGGAGGAGGAGGAGGAGGAGGAGGAGGAGGAAGGAGAGGGCUGGUUGAGCACUGGAGCUGUCUGUUUAUUGUCCUGAGUUUUCGAACUCGUGAAGGAGUCCAUCGUCAGAGAUGGACGCACCAACAGAACAGACCAGGUCAGAUUGGACGCAAGCCCCAAUUACGCACCCACGAACAUACGCUGGCUGUGCGACGAGACGACGAAUUAUCACAAGUGGCUGCCCACGCCUACGGAAUGGGUCAUGAGUGGUGCUUUGCAGCCAACAAGGUGGUCGUCCACGCUGGAAACAAGACGGUAAGAGAAUUGAUUGAAUCCUGAGCCUCGGAUAAGAAAUCAGUCAACUGAUUUAUCGAUCUGGCGCUGGCAUUCAGAGGUCUGCGCAAUCACCUCCAGACUUGCGACGUCGGUCGAUGAUUGGUUGGCACGCCCUAUAACCGUUGCUUGUUCUGUUGUUGACGCUGAACUCCUGCAUGAGUCCGACAGCUCAGAACAACAAACAAACUUGUUAAUAGAAGCGAAGAGGCGAGUUCCAGGAAGUAGUCGCGAAGAAGGACAAGAUCGCUAGAACAAGAGUUCUGUUAGCCUGACGUUUCGGAUUCCCACUCGAAUCCAUCAUCAAAAACAGAGUUAGAGAGGGGUGGUAAAGUGCCCAGGUGUUGCAGUAUUUAUAGGAUGUAGUUGUUAGGUCGCUACAUGCCUAUCCUAGUUGGCAGCUCCCGAGUGCAUCACGGCUCGACUGGUCAGGUGUUAAAGUAUGCAGUUGCCGUGUCGUUGCAAAACGCUUGUGUGCCGGUCAAGAUUAUCGAUUGCCACGCUCAUCGCACACAGUCGAGUUGCUGACGGUUGGAUUUCAUCAUCCGUGUGGGCUCCUGGGCAAUUUGGAUCGCCGAUACUGACACCAAGAACGGUGGGCAUCCGCACGCUGUUCUCGCGGCUAACUACUUUACCUAGACAAAGUUUCAGCGCCGAAUAUGGAGAGGGGAGGUCGUUGCGUUUGUUGAUGGACUGAAGAUCAGAAAACCUGGGCAAUUUACCACCCCUAUCUGACUCCGUCUCUGAUAAAGGAUUCGAGUGAGAAUCCGAAACGUCAGCCUAAUAAAACCCUUUUUCCAGCCGCCGUGUCUUCUUCUUCGCAACAAACAGACUGUUCCGAUGCUCGACCAGUCUUCUUCUUGACUUAUGAAUUUUACAGAACGAUUGGGUCAACGAAUGCUGCUGACGAAAAUUUGGCCUCAUCACACGUUUUUACAGUUUCUCAUGAGAUCAGUGGAUAUAUAUAUAUAUAUAGUCCAUUUGUCUCUGGGAUUCAGAUAAAUCACAAAAAACCACUUUAGUAAUUGUCCUCCGCUCGCUUGCAUGCAGUCCUUCAGUCACGGAAAUAUACGAACACACCUUUUAUGCUACUUUAAAUAUUCCAGAGUUUAGAUGACAGGUAUGAAUUCGUGGCUGGGUGGUGGAACGAUGGCGCAGUCAUCAAGCGGACCUGGAUUAAAACCUGGUUUUUUCAGAUUUACGACCGACUCUCGGUGGUCUGAAACAAUCAUGCAUAGGUCUUUUGUCUUUGCCGGUAGUACUCGUCGACCACAAAACGGAUGUGGUUGCCUAAUACGCGCAAGGUAUAAUACAGUGGCUGUUUCCGUAUGGACUUUGGAUGCUUCAAUUGCAUUCGAUUUGAGUGGAUAAAAGACCCUAUCCGCCUAUGCUAACUCUACCCCCUCCCCCUCUCUCUCUCUUCUUCAAAGGAACUAACAGUAAAGGCUAGAGGAUUAUUCCUGAGUAUGUCUGCUUUCUGUCUCUUUCAGACAUUGCAAGCCAUUGCAGAUACCGAAAAGGAAAUUGAGGAUCUAAAGAAGUCAGUGAUUGACAAGGAGAAUCAUCUGAAAACUGCAACCACUCGUCUGAACACGAGGCUGAGACGGCCGGGAAUGGAGAACUGCAGGGAUCCAGCAAUGCUACAGUUAGUUAUCUUUGUCAAUGCUGUUGGAAGGGGGGCUUAACAAACCGUAUGCAGUCAGCUGCAGGGGUGUUUAUGGUACGAUUUACCCGUAGGCACCUCGUCGUGCAGGCAAGGGGUUAGUGUGGCAGGGAGGAAGACAUAGCUCACCCAAUGAUCAGUUUUAAGUUGCUUUCGAUGACCAGUAGGACAUGUUUGGAACUGUAUCCUGCUCGAAUUCCUCGACGUCAGUCGUGCUAACGGAAGAUUAAGUGCGCGGAUGAUAACGCUGAAGUUGAAUGGAAAAGUGAACAAGUUUGGUAGGUAGGUUCAGAAGAUGCCUUUCAGUUAAUUAGCUCACACUCGGAUUUUUCCGUAAGGGCUGCAACACGCAGCUUCACCUGGUCCUGGGUCCUGGGUUUCUAAAUUUCACACGAAAUACUGCAUACUGCCAAUUUUUGACAUCGUGUGCACAACAUGAUGGCCUUCAGAAUUUUAAUUCUUUAUCCCUGGUAAGUGUUGCCCAUCGCUUCCUGUACUCGCUAGUGCUUAUUAGGACUGCAGCAACCUUAGAGGUCUAUCAGAAACAUGGAAUUUUACUCACGCAUUCUAAAAUGAACCGACCGGUGGGGGAAGCAGCUGAAAGAGCCUGCGUAACAUGAUCCUCAACUUGUUGAGGCUCGCAUUAUUUAUUUCAUUCCUUAGGGCUUUGUGACAUGCUGGCCUGUGACGUGCCGGUCACUGCUUGCGCGGGAAUACCAAAUAUUGAAUGUUUCGCCGGCCAUUGAUUGGUCUGCACGCGUGAGCAAAGGCGUCUCGCGUGCCCGAUGGUGUGGCGCACGCUGAUUGGCUAUUGCUUUCCCGCGUGCAUUUCGCGGCCAAUGCGGCCUGCUGUACUGUGCAUGACAACUUCUUCCUUUUAUUGCAGGCUGCGGUGCCCCUCCCUUUCCAUUCGCCCUAACAGUAUUAGUAAUAGCUUUCAUUCUAGGGGCGAUUUAUGGACGUCAUCAAGAAAAAUGCCCACAGGGUGGGGCUCAAGCUCGAGCACGUGGAGGGACACCCCAUCCGACGUGCCAGUUUGUCAUCAGUACCUACUCACUGUCUGCAGUAUCUCCAAGAAAUGCCUCAGCGUAAUCUCAACUUUUUACCUUUCAGUCUCAUCUGCGAAGUUCAGCAACUGAAGGACGCCAUCCAGACGCUAAAGGAUCAGAUUCGGCGGGCUGAGGGCAUGUUACAGGAGCUGCUGCGACUGCGUACGGAGAAGGAGGGUCAAGUGGCCGUCAAGAACAACAGCCUCUUUAUCGAUCGCGAAAAGUGUCUGGCCUUGAGGUCGGCCUGGCCCGGUGGUCCCACCGCGGGUGCAGCUAACGCUAUCCCCUGUCCCAGCAACACCGUAUCUACCGUGCGCGCUUGCAACUGUGCCUAG
Molecule: messenger RNA, 5080 nt
Organism: Spirometra erinaceieuropaei
Lineage: Eukaryota; Metazoa; Platyhelminthes; Cestoda; Diphyllobothriidea; Diphyllobothriidae
Source: the annotation of a GenBank genome assembly